GACAAUUGUAUCAAGAAACAAGAAAAAAAACUAAGAAAAAGUUGAUUGUUUUUAAUAGUUUAUUUGUGUGUUAAAAAUUUUAGCGCGUAAACGCUGUGAUUAAAACAAUAUUUUUUCUUCGUUGCAGACUUGUUCAAAGAAAAUUUUAAUAUUCUGAAAGUGACUGAGACUGACCUUGCUUGGAGAACUCUGCACUGGUCAAAACUGUACAAAUGAUUGGAAAAUUCCAUGAUACGGUGAUGGAUGAAAAAAGUAUGAUGAAGGUAACCAUUGAUAAAUUCUUUCAAUUACAAAAACGUGUCACUAACUCUGAGGUAAUGCUUGGUGGCAGUGCGGAUCGUUUAUGCACACCAAGCACAUCAGCUGGUCCAUUUCGAAUAUUUUCAGUGGCCGGUUUCCAAAAUCGGACCAAUGAUAUUGUGUAUUGUCCACCCAUUAUAAGACAACAAAAUCAAAAUGUUGAAGACUCUACGGCAGUUGUUUACUUUGGCGGUGAUGUACAGGAUUUUCCUGAGAGCAUGGAAACAAAUCGUGACAGUCGGGGUUACAUGAAAUAUAAUUUAGAAAAUUCAGCUAUUUUGCUAAGAGAAGCAUUUCCACGUUCGCAUAUAAUAGUUGUACGUCCAGUGAGAAUGGAAUUCAAGACAUUCAGUUGUUUUGAUAAUUUUGUACGUGGAAAUAAUGCUGGUGUGCCGGAUCACACUCCCAUGAAUCAUGCCUUGCAACAUUUGGAAAAGUUAUUACAAAAUUUAUCGCAGCGUUUGAUUUCUAUACCAGAAAAUGAAAUAUUAGAUCAGGCGGCGCAGGCAGCGGCUGCUGCUGCCGCUGUGGCAGCUGCAGCCGCCGCUGCUGCACUGGUAUCAUCAACACUAUCAAAUGCUUCUUCAGAUUCUUCUUCGUCGUCAUCAAAUGCCAGUGAUAGUAGUCAGGAAAUGGACAUUGAUAUUUUGCAGGUUCAAGAAAAUGUCACUGUUGAUGCUGAUGGUGCUGUUAUCUUUUCAAAUUCUAGUGAUUUAAAUAAUACAACUUCAAAUAAUAGUGGUUCAUCAGUGGCAUGUACUGAUAAUGAUACUUCAGUAGCUGCAGUAGCACCACUAACAAGUGUUACCACUGCUGCAACAGCAGCUUCAACUGGUUCUUCUUCCUCGACAGCAGCAGCAACUAUUACAACAAAUACAACACUACAGCCAAGUGAUGUAACACAGCCACAGCAAAAUAAUGAAAAUAUACAACAUUUAAACAAUUUAAACAAUAGUAACGAUUGUUCCUUACAACAGCAAUCAUCUAAUCAACAACAACAACAGAAUCCUUUGUGGUGGCGUGAAAAUCUCAACUUAGACAAAUCCAAAUUGAUUAUAAUCGGCUUUAGCAAGGGUUGUGUCGUUCUCAAUCAAUUCAUAUACGAAUUUCAUUAUUUGAAAACUUUAACGCCCGAUGAUAGUACUAUGGGACGUUUGUUGUCACGCAUUAAAGACAUGUAUUGGUUGGACGGUGGACAUGGUGGUCAAAAGAAUACAUGGAUUACAUCUCGAAGCUUAUUAGAAACCUUAACUAGAAUGGCCAUUAACAUACAUGUACAUUUAACACCAUAUCAAGUGCAAGACGAUCGGCGACCUUGGAUAAGAAAAGAGGAGAAAACAUUUACGGAUCUUUUAAGACGUUUGGGUGCCCAAGUUACACGCCACUUACAUUACGACAGUCAAACCGCCAAUCUAAUGACACAUUUUGAAGUAUUACAAGCAUUUUGCCAGCAUAUACACAAUCAAAAUCAACAGCAGCAACAACAAUUACACUCUCAACAGUUGCAGCAGCAAGGACAAUUGACACAACAAACACCUAAUAAUGCACAAAACAAUGAGCAACAGCAUCCACAGCCACAAUCACAGGCGUUAGAAGAAAAGUGACAUCGCCACCAUCAUCAUCAUCAUCACCACCACCGAAGACGUUCGAAUCACCAUCAUCAUCACAACUACCAUAAUCAUCAUCACCAUGGUAAAGUGUCUUCAUCAUCUUCUGCAACUUCUUCUUCUUCUUAUCACAAACAAAAACAACACAAGCAACAACAGCAGCAGCAGCAACAACAACAGAAUCAUAUUUUACAUUGUAUUGCUUCAGCAGCUGUUGCAGCAGCUUCAUCAUCUUCGACAACCACUAGUGGUUUAGCAGCAGCGGCAGCAGCUUUAAUAUCACAAUCGACAGUGGCUGCGGUUGCUGCCGCUACGGCUGCUUCCUCAGUUAGCUUAAAUGUCACAUCGCCAACGUCACUAGCAUCGGCUACGGCAUCAUCCGUUACCAAUUCAAUUGUAAAUAUUAAUCAUCAAAAUCAUCAUAAUUUUUUUAAUUAUCAAACCUAUCAAACACCCCAACGUUUUCGCCAUAACUAUAAUAAUACCGCAGCAACAACAACACUAUUAAAUAAUACACAACAACAACAAACGCAACAACAUAUUGCUGCAACUACUACUGUUCAUCAACACCACCAACAGCAGCAACAGCAACUAUCAUCUAAUGCUAUUGUAGGAAUGAAUGCUAAUGCUAAUUCUAAUACGACUACAACUUCUUCAAAUAUUACCCAUCAUGCGCACAACAACAAUAAUAAUAAUAAUACUAAUCAUCAUAAUCAUACUCACCAGUGUAAGUCCAAACGUAAGUUACAAAAGUUGUAUUACACCCUGUGUCGUUGAAUCUCUUGUUUGUUGUUUUUCCUUUUUUAGGCAAUCAAUUAUUUUCGCUUUUAAUUAUGAAUUUCCUUUAAAAAAAAAAUAUGCAUUAUAAGCAUAUUUUCAUGCAUACAUACUAUAUACUUGAGUAUAUAUAAUAAUUUUUAGUUAUUUUUUCAUUAAUUAUAAAUUGAUUCCCUAUUAUAGAUGUUUUUUGUUCCAGUGCAAUAAAAAAUAACAACAUUUUUGUUUUUCUAAACAUUUAUGUAUAAAUAUUUACAUUAAAAAUUAUUUUUUUUUUUACUACUUAUUUAUAAUUACUUGAAAAUUUACCGAAUUGUAAAUGAUUUCGUAUACAUUUUGUAUGGGAAUUUCGAUUUAUAAAACUUUUAUAAAUUUAAAAUUUGUUUAUGUACGUACAUAUGUAUAUGGUGGUAAAUGUUUUUAGCAUUUACUAUAAAAAUGCAGCAAUCGUUUGUUAUGAAUUGAAGUAUCAUAAAGUUUCCCAAGGAAACUAAUGGGUCUAUUAUGAAUGGCAACCGAACUAAAUAUUUCCCUCCCACAAACUAUACUACAGUAUAUUGCAAAUUUAAUCUUUCACAUUGUCAGUUCUAGACAUGCAUCGGUCUACUAUACGUUUUUAUAAACAAGAUUGUAAAAAUUUCUUAAAUUUGUUUGUAAUUCAUUCAAUUUUAUAAAAUGUAAAGAAAUUUCUCAAGAAUUAUUAUGAAUGAUAUCCAAGUAUGGAUUUGUAAUAAUUCAAAAGGCGCUGUAACGAGUAAAAUGGCUUCGAAUGUUUAAUGCCAUUCUGUUAUCAAAUCACGUUAUAGAAAACUUCAGUUUUUAUUUGAACAUACAUGAAAACGAGUUUCCGUCUCUAUGAAAAUAAUGAGAAUUUUAGUAGUUUUAGUUAAAUAUAAAAACCCUAUGGUAAUGUAAUUUCGAAUGUUUGGUAAGGUCGAAAAAGGGAAUAUUGUGACAAUAGGUCUAAGGGCCAUUGAAGCUACAUUUUACAUUUACAAGUUGUAAUAUAUUGACCAUAAAGCGGGUAUUUUAAUUAAAGGUUGCGUUUUCAGACGAUCAUAAGGAUCUAAAAUAUAGCUUUCAGUGUUGUUAAUAAUUUUCCGAAAAUUGAUAUUUGAAAUUACCUCCAAUUUGUUCUUUUGAAUGUCCCUUUUAUUAAUUUUUUUAUAAAAUGUGUUUUAACUUUAAAAGAAUUUCAGACAGGUAUCACUUUUUGACCGAAAUAUGUUGUGAGCAGGUCUUCGAAUUGAUUGAUUUAAUCUGUGCUUAAUUCAGAAUUAAAUACAUAUAUCUCAGCAAUUCAUUCCCUAAAGCCAUUCACAAAUGCUAAUUCUAUAGGAAUCAAACCAUAACAGAAUUCUUAGAGACGAGACGUAAUUAUCAAAAUCCUAAGUCUGUUGUCAAAAACCUAACACCCGCAACAACAAAAUACAUGUUAGUCAAUGUAUUUUGUUGUUGUAUCAGACAUAUAAUUUGUGUUAUAUUUGUUUGACAGAAUUCAUUCAAAUUUUGAAUGAAUUAAAAUGUGCUACACGUAACUACACUUUUCUUUAUUUUACAUGAAAAGCCAAAAACUUAUAGGUACUAAAAUUUUCAACUUAUAAGAAUUUGUUUACAACAGUAUUAAUACACAUGUGUUUGACUUCUAUAUUUUACAUACGAAAGUGUAGUUACGUCCAUUUGAAUUUUAUUAAUAAAGUCGCCGUUUUUGAUUGUAGGAGUCUAAAAGUUUGCUUGAACAAGUAGUUCGAUAAAACAAACAAUAAUCAAUAAAAAAAAAUGUAGUUUCGUAGUAGUUACGUCUGUUUGCAUUUAAGGUUACGAUAUACUGUAUGUAUUCAUAAUAAAGCAAAAAAGUAUAUCGUCCCCUUAAUAAAACAAUAGUAUGUUUAUGUUUGUUUUCAUAAAAUUAUCAAGGAUUUUAUUUUGCCCAGAGUCAAUAUUUUUGUUAAAAUUUUUCCGCAUCGUUAGAAAUGUUAAAUUAAUUUAAUAACAGAGAAAUUCCUCAUGUUGCAAUGGUCUUUUUUCUAUCACUUUGAAAAUUUUUAAAAUGAUGUUAUGUUAUUUUGCAGUGACAAUAUGGGCCAUAUUGAUGUUAAUAGAGAUUUUGAAGAAUCACGAAUAUCACAAUAAGUACGAAUUAGAAUUUAAAAUAACAAACAAAUUCAUAAAAACUAAUUUAUUAACGGUUGUGAGAGCCUAAUAAGGACAUGUAAUUUAUCAAAUAUUAAUCAUAGAGCUUAAUAAAAGAUAAAUACAGUAUGUCAAAAAUUACUUUUCACAUUGACUUAUUAUUUCAUUACAUAUCGUCCCCUCAAUAAAGCAAUAGUGUAUAAGCAUUAAAAAAAAUUUGGUGAAAUUCUACUUCCACAAAGUGUCAAAGAUCAAUUGAAAUAUUGCUUUUGUUCCAGAUGUCUACUAACACAAAAAUUACAAACUCAAUUUUUACGAAAUGGCAAAAAAUUAUAUACUAUUGUUUUAUUAAGGGGACGAUAUACUUUUUUGCUUUAUUAUGAAUACAUACAGUAUAUCGUAACCUUAAAUGCAAACAGACGUAACUACUACGAAACUACAUUUUUUUUUAUUGAUUAUUGUUUAUUAUUUUUUAAAAAAUUAUUAUUUUUUAAAAAAUAAAGUUCUUAACUUUUCGUGCAUGCGUCUUUCACUACCAGACGAUUUGUUGUUUUUCAACACUCUUCAAGUGAAACAAUGUCCUAAUCUUUUUAAGUAAAAACAAAUUUAUGGUUUUUGGACUUUUUCUAAUAACAGAAUUUGUAGAUUAUUUUAAUAUAAAAACCGAGAAAAAUUAGAGUUUAUAAAAAAUACGAACAUCAGUAUGUCCUGAUUCACACACAUCAAGUUUACUUGCACAAGUCUUGAUUGAGUAUAUAGAAGAGAGAGAGGAAGAAAAGCUGAAAAUCUUUCCAAUCUCCUCUCCUCUAAUAUAUCUUCUGCAAACUCCAGAUUUUCUCAAGUAAACUUGAUGUGUGUGAAUUAGCACUAUUUUAAACCCAUGUAGAAAAUCCUGACUGUCACAAAAGUGCAAGGAUGUAAGUAAUUGUUUGAUUACAUUUCAUUAAUACAAGGUACGUUUGAAAAAAAAUAUAGUUUUCGGUUUCCUUGCAAUUAUUUUUCCGCAUAUGUUAUACAAGAAAUAAAAGAGACCUAUUAACAAACAUUAUGAUAUCGAAAUUGUAUCUUUAUUUUUUGGUAAUCACAUGGCAAAGUCCUUAUUAAUUAACUUAAAGAUUUGUAUGUAGAUGACUAUUUACUUUAAUAUAUGAAUGAAUGGAGGUUGUUUCUUAUACUCAGUAAACAAAUUUAAGAAUUUGUAGAAAAAUUGAUUGAUUUUAUUUUAUUAAAAAAAAACAACCUUUUGUGUUAGUGAUGCUUUUAGUUUUAUAUCAAAAGAGAAAAUAGUUUUUUGUACAUUUUCAUUCAUAAAAGAUUUUGAGAAAGAAAAUUAAGAAAAAAAAACAUAAUAAAUUAAGUAUUAAAUAGCUUUUAGGUGAUAUAUUUACAUAAUUAUAAAUAACUUAAAAAAAGUUAGAAAACCUAAGAAAGUUAAACACACAUAAUAAAAUAAUAGUAAUUUUUACAUAAGAUUACAAUAUAUGUAUGGCUCUCUAAAGUUACAUAAUAAUAAUAAUAAUAAUAAAAAAAGUAAUAAGUUUUUAGUAUUGUAAGAUUUUACAAUUUAUUUAAAUUAAAGCUAUUUAAAUUCAAUGAAAAACUGAAUAAAUUUAAACGGGAGAUAAACGUACACACCCAAUUUGAACAUUUGCAAAAAAAUGUUUAUCAUUUAAUAAGUAUAAAAAAGAAAACAAAUUAAAAUGAAAAAUAAAAAACAACUUUAAAAAAGUACCUUUUUCGAAUUAGCAGUUCAAAAUUGCAUUAAUGCGUUUCACUUGAAAGAAAUAAUAAAAAAAAUAAAAACAUUAAACAUUGAUUUUAAAUACAUACAUACGUAUAAAAAAUAAUUAUUAAAUAAAUAUAAAAAUCAAAUAACAAAAUUUGUAAACAGUAUUUUUUGGCAAAAAAAAACGAAAAUAGAAAGAAAACUUGUAAAAAAUCUGCUUUUAUUAUUUUCGCCUACAUAAAUAAUUAUUAAUUUUAUUUCAAUUUAAAUCCCAAAUGAUUUUGUUUAUCGAUUAUUUAUUUGAAAAAAUAUUUGGCAUUUCGUUUGAAUUGUUUAUAUUUUAUAUACAUUACUACUUAUACAUAUAAUUAUUAAGAGUAUAUAAAAAAAUAAAUGAGAUUCAUUUUCACAAAAUCUAUAAGAAUUUAAUUAAAAAUUAUGCAUAAAACUUAACUUAAUAUAAUAUAAACACAUACAUACUUACAUACAUACAUGCAUAAAUACAUACAUUUUAACUUUUAAGAUUUAAAAUUAAAACUAAAGCUAAAAACAAACAAAAAUAUUUGAAGAAUAAUAAAAGUAAUAAUAAAGAAAACCAACUCCAUAUUCAUUAAGUUCUACUUAAAUAUGUAUGUCAAAAUAAAAAUUAAA
Calliphora vicina (urban bluebottle blowfly) is the source of this 7194-nucleotide messenger RNA. RefSeq names its product putative mediator of RNA polymerase II transcription subunit 26. Gene Ontology annotation, cellular component: mitochondrion. The record is from RefSeq and is a predicted model, not a curated record. The transcript is spliced from 9 exons. Lineage: Eukaryota; Metazoa; Arthropoda; Insecta; Diptera; Calliphoridae.